Messenger RNA from Linum trigynum, 315 nucleotides. NCBI's taxonomy places the organism in Eukaryota, Viridiplantae, Streptophyta, Magnoliopsida, Malpighiales, Linaceae. The record is from the annotation of a GenBank genome assembly.
AUGCAGGCGUCUUCUUCUUCGUCGUCGGUGAUAUCUCCAGAAGACAUUUUGGAAUGUCUGAUGAAUGACGGCACCAUUGAUGCUCUCAGAUUGAAGAUCAUCAAUCAGCUCAAGGCCAAUAGAAACAGACCAAGAGGGAACUAUUUGAUGCACUUCGAUAAGAACUUGAAACUCCUGUGCUCGAGAAUGCUUCGAAAUCGGUGGCAAAGUGACAUGAACAUGAAGAAAGGUGGCGCCGCUAAUGAGGUUGCAAGAAAAUCAGUUGAAGAUCGAUGGAAUAAAUCUCCCCAUUCAAAGACUUUGAACCUUGCUUAG